CCGAGUCAUGCGCAAUUCAAGAACCUUUACUCUUCGACAAUUUGACGGCGUAUACGAAGAGAAAUGCUGUCGUUUUGUUCCCUACAUUUCGGAACAAAUGAUAAGAUAAAUAAAGGAACCGAGUGAAAAUAUCUCAAAUAAUCACUCAACACAAUACUUUCGCAAAAAAAAGUUCCAUAAUAAAUGAAUGAAUGAAUGAAUCAAUGCGCAUUGAGAACAAAGCGAAAAUCGGGCAUUGAUAAGAGCGUUUAACGUUCGCUUAUUAAAAUUCAAAUGAAAAUAGUGCAACCAGUGUCAGUGUAUGAAAAUGUGUAUGAAAUAUUUAACAAUUUCGGUUAAACUAUUGUGCUUUGAAUGAAAAUCGGAAGGAAAUAUUUUUCAAACGAAAAAUUAACGCAUUGAGUGAAAUUUUGUGCGUUCGGAAAACCAACUGCAUGUUGAGAAAAACAAAAAAAAACAGAAACUCAUCACUGACCUUGAGAUAUAAUACGUACAUACGUUAUACAGUUUUAGAUUAAAUAAAUGUAUAAAAACAAUUACGUAUUAACGAUUGAAGAUUAAAAGCGUUCGCAUAUUGUUUUACACUUGACCAGCGUAAUGAUCAUUUACUUUACUAAAUUUAUGGACGAAUUGAUUUUUUAUGAACGCAUUCAAGUUUCUCAAAAAAGCAUAUAUAAAACUCAAGCAUUGAAAUAGAUUUCGUGCAGACCUUUUGAUUUCAUAGCCUUCAUCAGCGAACAAUGGCGACCGGCUCUGAUAAAGGUAAAGAAGAAUUAUGCUUACCGGUCUAUCGUGCGACGACUUUACCACUCGAAGAUUCAAAAAAUAAUUACACAGUAAAAUAUUUAAAACCUAAGAAAAAGCGACGUCACGAUAAAAGCGAUUUAGGCGAGAACUUUAUAGCUCCUGAUGGUGGCUGGGCUUGGUUAGUGUGCAUCGCUGCGGGCAUAUCAAAUUUAACAGUUUAUCCCUGCCUGGUAUUGUUCGGUUUUAUAUUUCGCGAACAUUUACAAGUUUUGGGCUUAACAAAUGCUCAAAUUACUACCAUAAUCAACACUAAUCCGGCCAUUUCAGCAUGUUCAGGUUUAUUGAAUGGACCAAUGUUUCGUCGCUUCACAUUUCGUCAAGUAGCCAUAAUGGGCUCCAUAUUAAUAUUCAUUGGACUUUUCUUGACGGCGUUUUGCGAGACAUUUCUCUCAUAUGUCUUUACCUAUUCAUUAUUAUAUGGUUUCGGUAUGGGCAUAAGUGUCUCAGCCUCUAGUCUGGCUGUAAACACUUAUUUCAAGGAAAAACGUAGAAGGGCAGCAGGCUUCACAUGGUCGAUAACGGGCUUUCUACCAAUUCUUUUACCUCAUCUUGUCACUUAUCUAUUGGCUGUGUAUGGCGUUCGGGGUACAGUUUACAUAUUUGCCGCUCUCUCUCUGCACAGUUUUGCUUGUGCUCUUAUCUAUCAACCAGUUCUCUAUCACGUUCCAAAACCAAUAGUAGUCUUACCGCCAUUGAUAGCAUCCGAAACGAUGACAGAAUGCAAAUAUUGUGCACUGCUAAAGCAUAGAGAAGUAAAUAUAAAUUCGUCUCAGCACUUAAGCAAAGGGGAUGAUGAGUAUUCACCGGGCUUCGAAAUAACUGAACCGGGGACACCCAUGUUGUCGCGCGUCAACGACGGUUGGUUCGGUUCAAAAGUCUCCCUAUCCUCGGAUAGGCCGCGUUUACAUCGACUAUCAUCCAGUUGCAAAGAUUCCGAAAGUACUGCGCUACGUCAAAGGGACGAGGAAGAAUUAAGGCGUGGAAGCAUUUACAAAUCGAGCAACUUUAAAAGAGGGAAAGAUGAAUCUUUGAGUAGAGGGAAUUCAUUAAAAUCGGAAUCAUUGAAAUGCACUUGCAAUGAUCAAAGAAAAUUAUUAAAUGAUACAAAAAUUGCCGAAGAAGAAUCGAUGAAAAUUGAUGAGCCAGUAGAUAAGGCAAUAAGUAUGACAUUUUUCCAAAAGGUUAUUGUCUUCUUUGAUUUGGAUUUAUUAAAAGAUUUCACUUAUAUUAAUCUGGUGGCCGGCUUAACGAUGAUUAAUUUCAGCGAAUUGAAUUUCUCGAUACUUACACCAUUUAUAUUAAUAGAUUUCGGCUUAACUACUAAUCAGAUAACACUUUGUUUGUCCGCUUUAGGCGGUCUAGAUUUAACUACACGCUUCUUGUUACCAUUCUUAAUUGAGAAAAUCGCUUGGGACAAUCGUGUAUUCUUUUUAAUUGGCGUAAUAGGCAUGGCGACAGGCCGCACCAUAGUCGCUUUCAUACAUUCUUUCCCGGUAAUUAUUACCACAUUCGCAAUUAUGGGCAUUUUUAAAGGUGUACGCACUAUAUUUUGGCCAUUGAUUAUACCAAGUUGCGUGCCUCUAAAACGAUUGCCGGCAGCAUCGGGCUUACAAUUACUUAUUUCCGGUAUAUUCACUCUAAUCUCGGGACCUUUCGUUGGUUUAAUACGUGAUCGUUACAAUUACGCCGUAACACUUCAUUGCCUAAAUAUUAUGACUUUUACCGCUAGCUUAUUAUGGACGAUAGAAGGUUUGGUACGCCGUUAUUUUCGUAAACCCUCUAGUUUUUGCAAAGAAAAUGAAAACUUAUAACGAAUUAUAUUUUUG
Glossina fuscipes is the source of this 2633-nucleotide messenger RNA. RefSeq lists its product as uncharacterized. The transcript has 6 exons. NCBI's taxonomy places the organism in Eukaryota, Metazoa, Arthropoda, Insecta, Diptera, Glossinidae. Gene Ontology annotation, biological process: monocarboxylic acid transport; transmembrane transport. The record is from RefSeq and is a predicted model, not a curated record. The coding region runs from base 741 to 2618 and encodes 625 amino acids. Gene Ontology annotation, molecular function: monocarboxylic acid transmembrane transporter activity.